CACAAAACAACUCAAAUCAACAAAUUUAGGUACCAAAAUGAUCAGUCUGGAGCCGCCACAGUCGUUGUUGGUCCCGGCUAUGAACAACAAUCAACAGAGCUCGCCGGCUGCCAACCUGGACGUCCUGCCUGCAUUACCUCCCGCCUCGAUGCUCCUUUCGUUGCGAGACGAGCUGUACAGCGGUCUUCGGCGACUGAUAGCGUUUGUGGUGGCCCAGACACUGGAGUUCUUCCAGCCGUCUCGAUACAUUACGUACAAGGAGGUGCCGCUGUCAGAUGUCUGCGCAUUGCAGCUGGAACGAGUGCCGCGAAAGACUUUGGUGCUGGAUCUGGACGAGACGCUGCUCCACUCGUGCUACAUGGAUCCGGAGACCAAUGAGUACGUGGGCGGCAGCCAAGUGCCGGCCGACGCAGUGCCCGACCACAAGCUGCUCCUGCUGAUUGAUGGCACAGAGCCGAUUCUGUUCCUGGUGUACAAGCGGCCACAUGUCGACCUGUUUCUCGACCAUGUGUCCAAGUGGUAUGACCUGGCCAUCUAUACGGCCAGUGUGGAGGCGUAUGCCACACGGGUGGUGGACCUGCUGGACGCCGGACGGGGCAUACUGCCGCGGCGCUUCUUUCGGCAGCACUGCAGCUCCCACGCCUCCAUUGUGAGCAAGGACCUGACGCUGGUCAAUCGGGAUAUGAGGAGAACCCUCAUCAUUGACAACACGCCCAAUGCCUACAAGGACUUUCCCCACAACGCCAUCCCCAUCAAGUCGUACAUCUACGAUCCCAGCGACACGGAACUGCUGAAGCUGCUGCCCUUCCUCGACGCCCUGCGCUUCACCAAGGAUGUCCGCACGGUUCUGCGUCAUCGUGUGGAUUGACAGAUCUCAGGUCCAACCACUCAGAGAUGUCUGUCGAGAGCUCCAAUUCCGAUCCACAUUUGAAUCACAAAUAAUUUCGGGUUGCUAUAAUGAAAAUGUCUGUCUAUUGUGCUGCUAA
Messenger RNA from Drosophila guanche, 986 nucleotides. RefSeq names its product CTD nuclear envelope phosphatase 1 homolog. The transcript has 2 exons. Gene Ontology annotation, molecular function: protein serine/threonine phosphatase activity. The record is from RefSeq and is a predicted model, not a curated record. Lineage: Eukaryota; Metazoa; Arthropoda; Insecta; Diptera; Drosophilidae. Bases 38 to 868 code for a protein of 276 amino acids.